CUGGCGGGAGGAGACGGUACCGAAAGCGUGAAAUCGAACUUCGGGGACAUCCAAUCGAGUGGGAGCCUGCCUGGGCAGCGUCAUCGUGCAGAUUCAGAAAGCAGUGAACAAUGGCUGCAAGUGCUUCCGGCCGCCAAGCCUGGCGCCAACUGGUGCGCAACAGCAGCUGCCGCGGGUCAGCUGCGACACCUUCGAACCUGCUGCGACAGCAACAACAACAGCGCCAAUUCGCGUUCCCACGACAUGCUUCUUCUUUCUCUCGCCACCCCGUGACCCCGCCGCCGUCCUCGCUCCUCCGCCAGCAGCCGCUCGCGCAACGGUCGUACAGCUCCGGGUCGCAAGGAGGCGGGCAGAACACCCCACCACCACCGAGGGGUAGCAAGAGCCAAAUCAAGUUUUGGCCCUUCUUGCUUAUCAUCGCACUGGGCUCUGGCGGUUACAUGUUGUUGGUCAACAGGCGGAAAGACAUGCCGCGGACCAAGCCGACUCCCGCCUUCUCCCCCUCCGAGGUCACCGUCCUCUUCGUGCUGGGCGGCCCCGGCGCCGGCAAGGGCACGCAGUGCGCCCGCCUCGUGCGCGACUACCACUUCGCGCACCUGUCGGCCGGCGACCUGCUGCGGGCGGAGCAGGACCGGCCGGGCAGCCAGUACGGGCAGCUGAUCCGGGACUGCAUCAAGAACGGCGAGAUCGUGCCGAUGGAGGUGACGGUGGCGCUGCUGGAGAACGCGAUGCGGGACACGAUCGCGCGCACGGGCACCAAGAAGUUCCUCAUCGACGGCUUCCCGCGCAAGAUGGACCAGGCGCUCAAGUUCGAGGAGGUCGUGUGCCCGGCCCGGCUGGUGCUCUUCUACGACUGCCCCGAGGCCGAGAUGGAGCGCCGCCUGCUCGAGCGCGGCAAGACCAGCGGCCGCGCCGACGACAACGCCGAGAGCAUCCGCAAGCGCUUCCGCACCUUCGUCGACACCAGCAUGCCCGUCGUCCACCACUACGAGGCCGAGGGCCGCGUCGUCAAGGUCGACUCCACCCCGCCGCCGGACAAGGUCUACGCCGACACGCAGGAGAAGCUCCGGCAGGCGCUGGGCGACAAGUUCUGA
This is a messenger RNA of Thermothielavioides terrestris NRRL 8126, 1094 nucleotides long. RefSeq lists its product as uncharacterized. Bases 111 to 1094 code for a protein of 327 amino acids. Gene Ontology annotation, molecular function: UMP kinase activity; ATP binding. Gene Ontology annotation, biological process: CDP biosynthetic process; 'de novo' pyrimidine nucleobase biosynthetic process; UDP biosynthetic process. The transcript is spliced from 2 exons. Lineage: Eukaryota; Fungi; Ascomycota; Sordariomycetes; Sordariales; Chaetomiaceae. The record is from RefSeq and is a predicted model, not a curated record. Gene Ontology annotation, cellular component: nucleus; cytoplasm.